AUGCAUCUGAGGAGUCUCGCCGUCUUCGCCGUCCAGGCCGCCGCAGUCGCCCUGCCCGACCCGGAUCCCUCCCAGGUCUACGGCGCAGCAGCUAGAUGGAACCAGCGACGGGCGGCUUGCCACGACGACAACGUCCUCCGUAACCUGCGCGACAAGCGCUUUAGCGCCAGCGCCAGCGAGUUCUGCUCAACGUACAUCCAGUCCACCGUCACGCAGACCGCAUACGAAUCUACCACGCACCAGACGGUGACGGCGACGCCUGUCGAGACCGUCGCCGCAACGACCAUUGUGUACACGGCUACCUUCACGCCCGGCAUCCACACCACCUACGUGUGGUCGACCAUCCAAGACCCGCGAUACAACUGGAAGCGCGACGCACCCGCCUAUCCCACCUGGCUCCCCGUGACGUAUGAGCCAUCACGGGUGAGCAGCGCCUGCUCUUGCUUCAUCACGAGCCCGGCGGCGCCCGCCCAGCAGACUGUCUCCUCCACUGGCGUCCUGACGAUCACCGAUACCGAUGUCCUUCCAACCGUGACCACGACGCUCGUCUCCACCGUCACGACCGAGCUCUUCACCGUGCCCACAGUCACCGCCACCGUCGGCAUCGAGUGCGGCCUCCGGGGCUGCACCACCGAGGACUGGGUCCUGAUGUCCAGGAACGAGCCCAAAUUUGAGGACUGCGUCAGCCUCUGCAAGAUAUGGGGCAACUGCGUCUCGCUCCAGUGGAACGCCGUCGACAGCAUCUGCAACCUCCUCAAGGAUAACGCCACGGUCGUCUACAACCCCAACACGCCCGACAACCUCGCCGCCUGCCGCAACUUUCAGAUUUACGACUGGCAGUGUGUGAUUAAGAACAGGUUUGGUUUGUAG
Purpureocillium takamizusanense is the source of this 870-nucleotide messenger RNA. RefSeq lists its product as uncharacterized. The transcript is spliced from 3 exons. NCBI's taxonomy places the organism in Eukaryota, Fungi, Ascomycota, Sordariomycetes, Hypocreales, Ophiocordycipitaceae. The record is from RefSeq and is a predicted model, not a curated record. The coding region runs from base 1 to 870 and encodes 289 amino acids.